This is a messenger RNA of Camarhynchus parvulus, 2090 nucleotides long. It is a transcript of the gene GCK, whose product is annotated as glucokinase. Gene Ontology annotation, cellular component: mitochondrion; cytosol. Gene Ontology annotation, molecular function: glucokinase activity; mannokinase activity; D-glucose binding. NCBI's taxonomy places the organism in Eukaryota, Metazoa, Chordata, Aves, Passeriformes, Thraupidae. Gene Ontology annotation, biological process: intracellular glucose homeostasis; regulation of insulin secretion; glucose 6-phosphate metabolic process. The record is from RefSeq and is a predicted model, not a curated record.
CCCUCGCCCCCGGCCGUGCCCGGUCUCCAUGGGAGCGCGGUUGCCAAGCCGGCCGCUGGAGUGCCUGCCGCCACCAUCGAGCCGUUGGCACGGCAACGGGGACACGGCUGACUCGGGGCGGGUGCGGCGGGGAGGGUCCCGGCCGAGCCCGGCCAGCGCACCAGGGGUCCCCAGGGCUGCCGGAGCCCCCGCGCCGGGCUGGGACCCCCAGGCAGCCCGGAGUCACCGAGGGAGCCCCGGAGAGCGUGGGCGAGCCGAGCAGAGCAUGUGGGACCGCAGGGCUGACCCCGCCGCGGCCCCGGGGCCCGCUUCGCUGCCGCUGCGCCUGAGGGGACGGGACCGGGACCGCCUCGCUGCCUGAGGGGCCGGGACCGCCUCGCCGGGCCGCUUCGGGCCCUCGGACGAGAUAAGGCAGCGAAAGUGGAGCAUCCGCGAGGGACGGAGCGAGGGACGCGGCACGGAGCAGCGCAGGGCCCGCCGGACGCGCUCCAGGCCAGGGCAGGGUGCUGCCCCGAGCCGGGCACCACGGUGGGGACACAGCGGCCGAGGGGGGCACGGCUCGGCCCGCAGCCCGCCCCAGCCCGCGCCUGCCCCCAUGCUGGAUCACCGAGCCAGGAUGGAGAGCAGCCGGAAGGAGAAGGUGGAGCAGAUCCUGUCGGAGUUCCGUCUGAAGGAGGAGGACCUGAAGAAGGUGAUGUACCGCAUGCAGAAGGAGAUGGACCGAGGGCUCAAGCUGGAGACACACGAGGAAGCCUCUGUCAAAAUGCUGCCCACCUACGUGCGCUCCACCCCCGAGGGCUCUGAGGUGGGAGAUUUCCUGUCUCUGGACCUGGGCGGCACCAACUUCCGUGUGAUGCUGGUGAAGGUGGGCGAGGGGGAGGAGGGCCAGUGGAAGGUGAAGACGAAGCACCAGAUGUACUCCAUCCCGGAGGAUGCCAUGACUGGGACGGCUGAGAUGCUCUUUGACUACAUCUCCGAGUGUAUCUCUGAUUUCCUGGACAAGCACCAGAUGAAGCACAAAAAGCUGCCCCUGGGCUUCACCUUCUCCUUCCCUGUGCGGCACGAGGACAUUGACAAGGGCAUCCUCCUGAACUGGACCAAGGGCUUCAAAGCCUCGGGCGCGGAAGGGAACAACGUGGUGGGGCUGCUGAGGGACGCCAUCAAACGGCGAGGGGACUUCGAGAUGGACGUGGUGGCGAUGGUGAACGACACGGUGGCCACGAUGAUCUCCUGCUACUACGAAGAUCACCGGUGCGAGGUUGGGAUGAUUGUGGGGACGGGCUGCAACGCCUGCUACAUGGAGGAGAUGCACAACGUGGAGCUGGUGGAGGGCGACGAGGGGCGCAUGUGUGUGAACACGGAGUGGGCCUUUGGUGCCUCUGGGGAGCUGGACGAGUUCCUGCUGGAGUACGACCGCGUGGUGGACGAGACCUCCCUUAACCCCGGUCAGCAACUGUACGAGAAGAUCAUUGGGGGCAAGUACAUGGGGGAGAUCGUGCGGCUGGUGCUGCUGAAGCUGGUGGAUGAGAACCUGCUCUUCAAUGGAGAGGCCUCUGAGAAGCUCAAGACUCGUGGGACCUUUGAGACACGCUUCAUGUCCCAGAUUGAGAGCGACUCCGACGACCGCAAGCAGAUCUACAACAUCCUGUCAGCCUUUGAGCUGCUGCCGUCGCGGACGGACUGCGAGAUCGUGCGCCGCGUGUGCGAGAGCGUGUCCACGCGGGCUGCCCAGAUGUGCUCGGCCGGGCUGGCCGGCGUCAUCAACCGCAUGCGCGAGAGCCGCAGCCAAGACACCCUCAAGAUCACCGUCGGCGUCGACGGCUCUGUCUACAAGCUCCAUCCCAGCUUCAAGGACCACUUCCACGCCACGGUGCGGCAGCUGACGCCCGGCUGCGACAUCACCUUCAUCCAGUCCGAGGAAGGCAGCGGGCGCGGGGCCGCCCUCAUCUCGGCCGUGGCCUGCAAGAUGGCCUGCAUGAUGGGGCAGUGAGCUGGACUCGGGGGACGGCGGGGCCGGCGCUCCUCUGGGAGCUGACACGGACGCGGGCAGGAGGCGGCUCCGGCCCCCCAAUAAACGGGGUGUGUGUGGA